Molecule: messenger RNA, 1001 nt
Organism: Numida meleagris (helmeted guineafowl)
Lineage: Eukaryota; Metazoa; Chordata; Aves; Galliformes; Numididae
Product: ATP-dependent RNA helicase DBP9-like
Exons: 2
Coding region: 457-966 (169 amino acids)
Molecular function (GO): RNA helicase activity; ATP binding; nucleic acid binding
Source: RefSeq, a predicted model, not a curated record
ACUUGGGGUGGUUGAGGGGUGUGGAAUUUUGAGGUGAUUUUGGGGGACUUCGGCGUGGUGGGGGGGCUGUUGAAUUUUGGGUACUCUCAGGGUACUUUGGGGUGGUGGGGGGUGUUGAUUUUUGGGGUGGUUGAGGUGUUUUUUGGGGUGGUUUUGGGGUACUUAGUGCAGGUUGGGGCUGUUAAAUUUGGGGGUGAUUUCGAAGGGCUUGGGGUGGUUGGGGGGUGUUUUUUGGGGUGACUUUAGGGUAGUUUGGGGCAGAUAGGGGGUGUUGUUUCUUGGGGGACUUUGGGGCAGUUGGGGUUGAAUUUUGGGGUGGUUUUGGGGUAGUUUGGGGCAGUUAGGGGGUGUUGCUUUCUGGGGGAUGUUGGGCUGGUUGGAGGACGUUCUGUGGGGUGAUUUGGGGGCACUUUGGGGUCGUUGGAGGCUCCUGCUUUUGGGGGACACUUUGGGACGAUGGGGGUUGAAUUUUGGGGUGAUUUGGGGGCACUUUGGGUCGGUUGGGGGGUGUUGCGCUGCGGACGGGACCCGCUGAUCCUCCCCACAACGCGGGGGCCCGGCGCCCACCGGGGCAGCUCCCCGGGCCCCGCCCCAAGCGUCAGUUCCGCACCGCCACGCCGGCAGGGGGCGCUGUCGGCUCCGUGUCGCUCUAGGCGCGCAGACCGGGAGUGCUCUGUGGCGGCGCAGGCGCAGAGCGGCGGGUGGGAGAAGAUGGCGGCGACGAGUUUCGAGCAGAUGGGGCUGGACGCGCGGCUGCUGCGGGCGGUGGCGGAGCUGGGCUGGGCCGCCCCCACCGCCAUCCAGGCCGAGGCCGUGCCGCUGGCUCUGGAGGGCCGGGACCUGCUGGCCAGGGCCAGGACGGGCUCCGGGAAGACGGCGGCGUACGGCCUUCCCCUGCUGCAGCGCCUGCUGCGGGUCAAGGCGGUGAGCGGGGCCGGGGGGACGUGGGGCACGUGGGCUCCGUGAGGGGGCCGGGCAGGGGUAGGCCGCAGUGCGGUGUG